CUACGACCAUUUCUCUUCUCAAGGAAAAAACCGGAGUAGUACAGUACUGCAGUUCGUCCGGAAGAUUCGGGAAAAUAGAGAGGAAGAAUGGAUGAGGCGAAGAAGAAGGUGUUGAUCGUGGGAGGCACAGGCUACCUGGGGCAGCAUUUGCUCAAAGGCUUCAUUCAGAUUCUGCAUUCUCUUCCCUAUCCUCUCUCCCUGGCCUUCACUUACCACUCCAAUCCACCUCCCCACCCACUUCUCGAUGCCUUUCCAGAAGCGCUCCAUUUUCCUAUCGAUUUGCGCCAUGGAGUUGGCUUUGAUUCCAUAUCAGCAACCCUAGGCCAGGUUCAACACAAUACUUUUUUCCCAAUGUUUUAUCCGAUGUUUUUUAAGUUCAUAAGAGUUUUUUGGUUUAGAAGCUGGAUUUUGAGAUAUUGCUAGUUACUCCGUAUUUAUUUGUAUCGAUAAUAUAAUAAGGCUAAUUUGAAGUGUGACAGCCUGAUGUUGUGAUUAAUUGUGCUGCACUUUCCGUCCCUCGUGCCUGUGAAGCUGAUCCUGAAGCUGCCAUGGCUAUCAAUGUGCCCUGUCAUCUUGUUAAAUGGCUGUCAAGUUUUGAUAAAAAUAGUACUUUUCUGAUUCAUUUAUCUACGGAUCAGGUUUAUGAAGGGACUAAAUCUUUUUACAAGGAAGAAGAUGAGACAAUACCUGUGAACGUUUAUGGAAAAACAAAAGUGGCGGCAGAGCAAUUCGUGUCUUCAAAUUGCCCGAACUUUGCAAUUUUAAGAAGCAGUAUCAUUUUCGGACCUCAUCCUAUCUCUCCUCUUCCAAAGUCACUUCCAAUUCAAUGGAUGGAUAGUGUCCUUGCCAAGGGAGAUCAGACAGAAUUUUUCCAUGAUGAGUUCCGUUGUCCUGUGUAUGUGAGGGAUCUAGUAACAGCCAUACAAAUAUUGACUAACAGAUGGAUCUCAGAGAGUAAGCCAAUACAAUUGCUUGUUAAUGCUGGAGGGCCCGAUAGGCUGUCCCGGGCUCAGAUGGCUGAAGCUGUUGCAGCAAUUAAGGGUUAUAAUGUGUUGAUCAGAUCUGUUUCUUCAUCAUCUGUAAGUAAUUUGUUUGCAAAUAGUAAUAAAAACUUUCACUUUUGGUAUCACAACUAUUAGGUUAUUGUGAGUUUUUUUUUUUUUUUUUUGCAAUUCAGGUUAUUGUGAGUUAUUCACACUGUUUGUCAUUGACUUCAAUUUUAUUAUCAACUUCUAUUAACAAUGGAUUUUUUUCCUUCCGGGUAACUUAUCCAGUGAAAUGCAUCCGUUAACAGGCCAGAUAACUUAACCAUAAGUACCAAGAAACUGUAGUUGAGGAAAUGCCGUUUCAACUACUUCCGUGGGGGGGGGGGGGGGGAAUGGGUUAUGCCGUGGAUGUCUUAAUAGCGAUCUAACUGCUUUAAUUUUGUCGGCUCAGUAAACUUCUCAAUGCUUGAAAGUGCAGUUAUUUCUUGGAAAUUCUUUCCAAACAUGAUUUUAUAGGUUGACCGUGGCGUGAAGUCCCCCUCAGACAUAUCCAUGGAUAUUACUAAGUUCAUUCAGACACUUGGGUUUUCACCAACUAGAUUUAAUGAUGGUGUUAAGCUGACGCUGGAAGCCGAAGACUCUUUGAGACGCCAGUAAAAUUAUAUUUUUCGUUCAUGAUCCCUUACACGAUAGUUGCAGUUUUACAUUCUCUAGAUCUGCAAGAACUUGUACAAACACUUGUAUUUAGAUCACACCCUUGUUUAGGAGGUUAUUAUUCCAUAUGUUUGCCCUUUUUCCAUUUUUUUUAUUUUAUAUUCAAAAUAUUGAUGACGAUACAAGACUUGCAUCUACACCAUAGUCCUUACUCCUUAACGCCCAUUUGAGAAGGCUUAAAGUGGACGAAUGGGCCAAAAUGAACUUGUGGG
This is a messenger RNA of Cuscuta epithymum, 1912 nucleotides long. The record is from the annotation of a GenBank genome assembly. NCBI's taxonomy places the organism in Eukaryota, Viridiplantae, Streptophyta, Magnoliopsida, Solanales, Convolvulaceae.